This is a messenger RNA of Mercurialis annua (annual mercury), 1199 nucleotides long. Its product is annotated as peroxidase 17. Gene Ontology annotation, molecular function: peroxidase activity; heme binding. The record is from RefSeq and is a predicted model, not a curated record. Bases 36 to 1025 code for a protein of 329 amino acids. Lineage: Eukaryota; Viridiplantae; Streptophyta; Magnoliopsida; Malpighiales; Euphorbiaceae. The transcript has 3 exons. Gene Ontology annotation, biological process: hydrogen peroxide catabolic process; response to oxidative stress.
ACAGAAACCACCAAAAUCCAUUACUGUCCAAAACUAUGACUCUCUCUCUUACAGCCUUUCUCCUGCUCACAGUCAUCGUCUCCACGGCGUCCCCACUGCCACUCCGGCCGAGAUUCUACUCAGAAACUUGUCCGGAAGCCGAACUUAUAGUAAGAAACGCCAUGAGAAAAGCUCUGAUCAGAGAACCAAGAAGCGUUGCCUCCGUUAUGCGCUUUCAGUUUCAUGAUUGCUUUGUUAAUGGCUGUGAUGCAUCGAUGUUGCUGGAUGAUACACCAAAUAUGGUCGGAGAGAAGCUGUCUCUUUCGAACAUAAACUCUUUAAGGUCUUAUGAAGUUAUUGAUGAAGUGAAGGCAGAGUUGGAGAAAGUCUGUCCAGUUACUGUUUCUUGUGCUGAUAUAAUUAUCAUGGCUUCUAGAGAUGCUGUUGCUAUGAGCGGAGGACCGGAUUGGGAAGUGAAAUUAGGGAGAGAAGACAGCUUAACAGCAAGCCAAGAAGACGCGGACAAUGUAAUGCCAAGUCCGAGAGCCAAUGCGAGCUAUCUAAUAGACCUAUUUGCGAAAUUUAAUCUUUCUGCCAAAGAUCUCGUAGCCCUCUCGGGGUCGCAUUCAAUCGGGCAAGCGAGGUGUUUUUCCAUUGUGUUUCGACUCUAUAAUCAAUCCGGAACGGGCGAACCGGACCCGACUAUCGAGCCAAUGUUCCGAGAAAAGCUAGACAAGCUAUGUCCAACGGGCGGAGAUGAAAAUGUAACGGGAGAUCUUGAUUCAACUCCGUUAGUGUUUGAUAAUAUAUAUUUUAAAGAUUUGGUUGCGGGCAGAGGUUUUCUUAAUUCGGAUCAAACACUUUUUACAUAUUCCGAAACAAGAAAAUAUGUUAAUCGGUUUAGCAAGGAUCAAUCCGCGUUUUUCGACGAUUUUGUUGAGGGAAUGAUAAAGAUGGGAGACUUGCAAUCGGGGCGGCGAGGGGAGAUCAGAAGUAAUUGCAGAGUUGCUAAUCGCCGGCCUGUUAAUGAAUUGUUGGAGUCUUAGAAAAUUAAAACUAAUUACUACAUUUCAUAGUGGAAAAAAAUUGAUUGGUUACUAUCAAUUUAAUGUUUGCCUUUCGGUUGGAAUCUUUGAAAGUCAAAUCGUUACCUUAAAGAAAGAAAAAGGGAUUCUGUAUUCAUAUUACAAAAAUUAAUUAAAGAAUGAUUUUUCAUUAAA